AUGCGGUUAUAUAGAAUACAUGUGCAGACAUUGACUUACUUUGUACUAGCAGCAGUAGCAGCAGCAGCAGCAGCAGCUGCUGCUGCUGCUGCAGCAGCAGCUACGCACGUGUCUAUUAAGCUGCAAUUUAAUGCAUUUAAUUAUUGGUCGCUUGUCUUUGAGCCCCACAGCGACAGCGACAGCUGCAGCGAAGACGAAGAAGAGGCCCCUGCUGAUGCUGCUGCUGCUGCUGCAGCUGGGGCCUCGGUGGCAGCUGCAGCAGCAACAGCAGCAGCAGCAGCAGCAGCAGGCAGUGCCGCUCCGCAGGCAGCAGCUAACCUGCACCAGCAAACGCCCCAGAAGACUGCCAAGAAGCCUCUGGCCCUUAACUAUUACUUCGGGCUGCAUAAGGCUGAGAGCAGCCCUGCUGCUGCUGGUGCAGCAGCAGCAGCUGCUGCUGCUGCUGUUGCGCUGCCUCCGGCGCCCGCAGCCACCGCUGUGGCGCGGCUGCACACGUCCCCAGCAGCAGCAUGCAUUGGCAGCAGCAGCAGCAGCAGCAGCAGCUACUCGUCGGAGUCCGGCGAGAAAACCCACGACCCAUACAGCACGAGCAGCAGCAGCAGCAGCAACGGAAACACUGCAGAGGUGUUAAGACUUUCCACCACAGACGGCAUUACUGUUGGUUACCCUCAGCAGCAGCAGCUGCAGCAGCAGCAGCAGCAGCAGGAGUCCCUGCGCCGCUCGGCUUCAGAAGGCGCAGCGCUGGCAGCGCUAGACAAGCCCCACGGAGACAGCUGCCCAGACCAAGAGCAGCAGCAGCAGCAGCAGCAGCAGCCGCUGACUGCAACAGCCCCAGGGCGGCUGCUGCUGCCUUCCGUUGUCUCCAUUUCUAGCUUUAGAUUAGGCCCUCUCGGCUUCCGUCGAGCUGCUGCUGCACCUGCUGCUGCAGCGCCUGCUGCAACAGCUGCUGCUGCAGCACCUGCUGCUGCAGCACCUGCUGCUGCACCUGUUGCUGCUGUGCCUGACGAGGCGCGUGCACCUGCAGCAGCUCCAGGAGCACCUGCAGCUCCUGCUGCUGCUGCUUCUCAGGACAGCAGGCAGUCUGCUGCUGCUGCUGCUGUACCUGCUGCUACUGCUGCUGCAGAUGACGCGCAAGACAGCGAGCAUAAGGCGGCUGCGCACAGCCUGUGGCCCACUCGCUCCGUCAGCAGCCCAGCAGCAGCAGCAGCAGCAGCAGCAGAAGCAGCAGCAACAGCAGCAGAAGGCUCGCCCCAGUCAUUCGGUCCCUCCGUCAACCCAAGCCUGCUGCUGCUACCUUCGCUAGGAGAGCCUCAUGCAGACGAUGACAGUGCGGCAGCAACACCAGCAGCAGCAGCAGCAGCAGCAGCAGCAGCACGGGAAGUUGCAGGGGGCCCCGCUGUGGGGCCCCCCACACCCGUCAGCCCGCAGCCCCCUUGGGCCCAAGGAGACAGCAGCCCUCGAGAGGGCCCCCUAGCUUUUGCUGCUUCAGGUGGGGAAGGAAGCCCGUUUGCUGCUGCUGCUGCUGCUGCUGCUGAAGAAGACAGCAGCUGCAGCAGCAACGAGCGUGAUACUACGGCUCCUGCUGACCUCCGCCCUGCAGCCGCAGAGGCAGCAGCAGAAGAAGCUGCAGCUGCUGCUGCCGGCGAGGGGCCUGAAGAUACAGCUGCUGCAGGCGCUGCAGCAGCACCUGCAGGAACAGCAGCAGCAGCGGCUGCUGCUGCUGCUGCCACCAAGGCCCUGCUUCCCCCUCUUCGAACCCCACAGGGCGGCAGCCUAAGGGGGCCUAGCCCAGCAGCAGCAGCAGCAGCAGCAGGCAGAAGUGGGCGUUCCUGGCUACCCCGCAGCAGCCGCGAGCUGCAUGCAUGCAGCAGCAUGAGUGUCAUAUUUGCUGCUCUAGCUGAAGACAGGCCGCAGCAGCAGAGUGCCCCGCAAAGCCCCAAAGCGGGCUCCCCACGGGACCGCCAACACGCCGCUGCUGCUGCUGCUGUUGCUGCUGCUGCUGCUGCGAGAGCGGGAGGCGCUGCAGCCCGCGCAGCAGCGAGUCCCCCAGCAGCAGCAGGAGCAGGAGCAGCAGCAGCAGCAGGGGGCCGCGGCACAGAGGUCCUUGCUUCCUACAGCUCCUUUGAGUCAACAGAUCCCCUCACGAGCCGCUGCGACUCUUUUGCUUCUGUUGCUAGCCGUCCCCGCACAGACGACGAGGUGCAGCAGCAGCAGCAGCAGCAGCAGCAGCAACAGCAGGAGCAGCAGCAGCAGCGGCAGUAG
Molecule: messenger RNA, 2262 nt
Organism: Eimeria tenella
Lineage: Eukaryota; Apicomplexa; Conoidasida; Eucoccidiorida; Eimeriidae
Exons: 2
Coding region: 1-2262 (753 amino acids)
Source: RefSeq, a predicted model, not a curated record